Chenopodium quinoa (quinoa) is the source of this 984-nucleotide messenger RNA. RefSeq lists its product as uncharacterized. Lineage: Eukaryota; Viridiplantae; Streptophyta; Magnoliopsida; Caryophyllales; Amaranthaceae. Bases 546 to 860 code for a protein of 104 amino acids. The transcript is spliced from 3 exons. The record is from RefSeq and is a predicted model, not a curated record.
GUCAACAUCAUGGUUUUAAAUUUUAUAGCAGUUUGCUCAUUUUCAAUUUUGUUUGCUUAUUUAUAUUAUAUUUUGUUCAUUUAAAUUUCCUUUUGCUCAUUUUUCUUUUGUUUUUCUCAUAUUUUUAUCAGGGAAACAAAAUGUGAAUAUCAAUUAUGAUAUUCUCACAUUUCUUUCUGAUGUUGAUAAAAUAAAGGACUUGAAUUGGUGCAAGUAUAUCCUUGAUUCACUUAUGAAGGCCAAGCUUUUCUGGGAAGAACGUCAAACUCGUUCUUUUCCUGGGUCUUACUGUUUCUUAUGGUAUUACUAUAAUUUUUGUUUUUUUUUAAAUGUAGUAUUUCUUACUUAUUUGUUUAUUUUUAAUUUACUAAUUAAUUUUUCUUACUUGUUUGUAGUUAUUGUAUGUAUUAAUUGUUAUUUGUUUAAUUUUAAUGUACUAAUUUUUCUAUCUUACUUGUUUGUAGCUUUUAUAUGUUGAUCAGUUUGUCAUUGAGGAAGUUAGAGCCAAACGAGAAACUCCAGUUCUCAAAGGUUGGACAACCAAUAUGUUGUCAAGUCGUGAGAAAUUGGAAAUUUUUAAGGGGAGGCUUGGAUUUUUUGAUAAAAAUCAGAAGCUUGUUGGUCCUUCUGGUAGCAAACAACCAAAAAUGGAACAAUCUGAUCCAAUUCAUACAAAAAAUGAAGAAAUUGAACAAGAUCCAAAGAAGAAAUGCCUUAUGGAGCUUGCAACAACAUCUACAAAUCUAGUCUUGGCAUACAUGGAUUUCAGUCAAAAACAUGAAACUGCUGUCAAGUAUUUUCCAAACAAUGAGAAGAUUCAAAAGCUGAAGGAAGAUGAAAUGACCAUUUGUGAUGAGUAGAAGAUGAGCUCUAAAGCUUUGACUGAAGAUAUUCCUCUCUCAUUUAGCCAAGAUGAACAGUAUUGGCAAGAUCCAGCUGUAAUUGAAGCUUGGGAUAGGUUUUCAAAGAUUUCAGGCAAUGACA